AUGACAGCCACUAACUUGAGGCGAAUCAAUCAAUUGAAUGGUUCGUUUCGAUUUAAAAUAAAUUUUAUCUAUCAAGGUUUUUUGGAUGACAAGUGCUUUCGUUGUCUGGGUCACCCAACUGUAAUUUCCCUCGGUAGACUAUGCGAUGGUACAAUAGACUGUCCAGAUCUUUCUGACGAAUGCUUGUGCAGCAAAAGAGAAAAACCAAGUGUUUGCAGCAAAAUUAUCUGGGAUAAAGAAAGUGAAUUAGAGCAGAAAUUUUUAUGUGCAUCAUACAACAAUUCCAUUGAAAUUUCUAAAACGAACAUUUGUGAUGGAAAGUUUGACUGUAAAGAUAAAAUUGACGAAAAUAACUGUCCAGAAGUCAAAUGUAAUAAUAUAGGAAAGUUGACUGAAAAAUGCAACUACAAAUGUCAAAAUGAACGGACACAAGGUGAGCUGUUACCUAGGGCAAGUUGUUUCAUUGAAAUUGUUUACAUUGCGUAUUUUCUUUCAGACGUUUAUGCAACAAAAUGUGACGAGAAAAUCGAAUGCUCAAGUGAUAUGUACUGGGAAGAAUGCCAUUGUGAAUCUGAAUCUGAAAUUUGGGGGAUGCCUAAAUGCCCACUUAUGAUGGACGGGUAUAGAUUUUUCAAUUGCGAGUCUUACAAUCCUGUUCCCGCCAACGCCGUUUGCGAUGGAGUAAAAGAUUGUAAUAAUGGCGAAGAAGAAGAAGAUUGUGCAAACAGAUUUUACUGCGCCAACCCAUCACCAAUACAUAUAGACGAGAGAAAAGUUUGCGAUGGACUAAAAGAUUGUAACGAUUUCAGCGAUGAACUUGGCUGCAGCGAUGAAACACAUUUUUAUUUCAACUACAUCAAAAGUUCACCGAUCACAGAUAACCCAGAAAGUAUCAAAACAUAA
Styela clava is the source of this 903-nucleotide messenger RNA. The record is from RefSeq and is a predicted model, not a curated record. Lineage: Eukaryota; Metazoa; Chordata; Ascidiacea; Stolidobranchia; Styelidae.